This is a messenger RNA of Capsicum annuum, 1501 nucleotides long. RefSeq lists its product as uncharacterized. The record is from RefSeq and is a predicted model, not a curated record. NCBI's taxonomy places the organism in Eukaryota, Viridiplantae, Streptophyta, Magnoliopsida, Solanales, Solanaceae. The transcript has 2 exons. Bases 243 to 1355 code for a protein of 370 amino acids.
UCCCAAAAACUUUCUUAAGUGAUGAAUUAGUAAACUAAAAUGGGACGGAGGAAGUAUUGCUUUCCUUAACUAUCACCUCAUGUACCUGUAUUAUCCCCUCUUGAGCUAGCUUUUGGGCUGAUUUACGCCGCCAUAUUUUUACAACUUUCAUUUUCAUUUUUACAUCAAAUUCUCCACUUUUUCAGCUUUAUUUAGUUUUCUACACAACAAUAAAACACUACCAGCUAAUAUAGGUCAAAUUAAUGCUAAAUCUAAAUGGUAUUGAUACUUCAUUCCUUCAACUUUUCCAAGUUUCUAGUCCCAACCUGGAAAAUCUAUCUAUCAUUGCGGCAAAAAACAUAACUGAUCUAUGCUCUCACCAACUUCCAACGGCCUACUUCAGAAAACUUAGAAGUUUGAAAGUAUGGAAUUGUGGAAAACUGAGAAACUUGAUGUCUCCAUCAGUGGCCAAAGGUCUUCUGAAUCUCCGAAUGCUAUAUAUAUAUUGUUGUCAAUUAAUGGAAGAAGUGAUCACAGAAGAGGAACAACAAGGAGAAGAAAUCAUGACAAAUGAGCCCUUAUUUCCCCAGUUGGAUGAGCUGAUACUCAGUAAGCUACCAAAGCUGGGGCAUUUCUUUCUGACGAAGCAUGCUCUUGAAUUUCCAUUUCUCAAACUAGAGAAGAUUCGCGACUGCCCUAAAAUGAAGACGUUUGUCCAACAGAGAUCUGUCAGCACAUCGAGUCUCAAAAGUGUGAACAACGAUGAUGAGGUUUCUUGCCCCAACCUGAAAGAGCUAGAACUCGAUGGGGCUAACUGUAUAACUGCUCUAUGCUUUCACCAACUUUCAAUGGGCUACUUCAGCAAACUUGAAAAAUUGGAAGUGAGGAGGUGUAGAGAAUUGAGAAACUUGAUGUCUCCAUCAGUGGCUAGAGGUCUUCUGAAUCUCCGAAAACUAUGGAUAAAAUCCUGCCAAUCAAUGGAAGAAGUUAUUACAGAAGAGGAACAAGAAGGAGAUGAAAUCAUGUGGAAUGAGCCCUUAUUUCCCCGCUUGGAAGACUUGUACCUCAAUGAUCUACCAAAGCUGGGGCAUUUCAUUCUGACUAAGCAAGCUCUUGAAUUUCCAUUUCUUAAAGAAGUGGAUAUUAAUGAAUGCCCUAAACUGAAGACAUUUAUCCAACAGGAAACUGUGAGUACACUGAAUCUCGAAAGUGUGAAAAAUGAUGAUGAGCUGAAAGUUGUUGAUCUCAAUAAAGCGAUGUUCAAUUCUAAGGUUUGUCUUGUGACGCUUUAUAACUACAUUCUAUACAUAUUUGUGUCAUUCAUUAACAGAUCCCUGGUCUACCGCUAUCUUUCUGGUUUAACUAGCAAAUACUAAUAGUAAUAGCAAUAGUUAGAGUGUAGUGGUGGAAACACCUCCAAACUUAGCGCGAAUUAUUAUUUCCCCCAUUAGAACUCUCAAGCUUGAACUCAAUUUUCUGCUUGACCAUCUUGUUUGAUUGCUUGUAAUAGUAAUAGUAAUCU